This is a messenger RNA of Condylura cristata (star-nosed mole), 3071 nucleotides long. RefSeq names its product tigger transposable element derived 4 (gene TIGD4). NCBI's taxonomy places the organism in Eukaryota, Metazoa, Chordata, Mammalia, Eulipotyphla, Talpidae. The coding region runs from base 595 to 2133 and encodes 512 amino acids. Gene Ontology annotation, molecular function: DNA binding. The record is from RefSeq and is a predicted model, not a curated record. The transcript is spliced from 2 exons. Gene Ontology annotation, cellular component: nucleus.
CCCCCCACGCCCGACGUCCCGGAGUUCCUGUUACUUGGCUUUGGGAUCACUUUCUAGACAGAAAAUAUAUGUCAAGUUCUAGAAGGAUUUUGCCAUUUUCUUCUCCACCCUGAAGAUACUUGGAAAUUAAUGGGUAAUGUUUUGCCUGAAAAUUACUGAAUGCUUUUUCUUCUUAUCUCUGAGGCCUUCUGUGGAGAAUUAAUAAGAGGUUGAAUGCGCACAUGGAUAAAAUGGAUCAUCUUAAAGGAUUGAAGUUCCAAAAAUAUAUCAGCAGGACUGGACAGGCUUGACAUAAUGAGAUUUCUAUUUUAGCCUGACUUCUGGAACUCUGAAUAAACUAUAAAGUGAGCUACAUAAAGUCCUGGGAAGGUAGUUUCUGUUCUAAAAUCUUCUAGCUGCAGCUAACCUUUCUCUUAUUCAAAUCCUUUGAAAAAUUACAUUUACUCAUCAAUUUCUUGAGAAACAAAGUGAUUAGAAUCUUUCAGUAUAUGAAAUAGACUAGAAAGCAGCAAUUUGUACCACACUGGAAAAGAAAGUUAAUUGAAGAAACAGAUACAAGGAAUCUGAGAAACCGCUACAGAAACACUGAUUGAGAUGGCAGAAGCUUCUGGGGAUGCCUCGUCUCUGGCUGUAACAGUAAAGAAGAAGAAAAGUCUCUCCAUUGAAGAAAAGAUUGACAUUAUAAAUGCAGUAGAAAGUGGCAAGAAGAAAGCGGAGAUCGCAGCUGAAUAUGGAAUAAAGAAAAAUUCGUUAUCUUCUAUUAUGAAGAAUAAAGACAAAGUUCUAGAAGCCUUUGAAUCUCUGAGAUUUGAUCCAAAGAGAAAAAGACUGAGAACUGCUUUUUACACAGAUCUGGAAGAGGCUUUAAUGAGGUGGUAUCGAAUUGCUCAGUGUCUAAAUGUCCCAGUUAAUGGUCCAAUGUUACGUCUAAAAGCUAAUGAUUUUGCCCAGAAACUGGGACAUAAUGAUUUUAAGUGCAGUAAUGGUUGGCUGGAUCGCUUUAAAUCCAGGUAUGGUUUGGUGUUCAGAGCCCAGCCUGUGGAAGCUCCGGGCAUAUCGGUAGACCCGUCAGCUGUCUGGCACCAAAAUGUGCUUCCUUAUUAUUUAAAUGACUAUCAUCCUAAAAAUGUUUUUAAUAUAAAAGAGACUGGGCUGCUUUAUCGAAUGUUACCUACAAAUACAUUUGCAUUUAAAGGAGAAACAUGCUCAAUUGGAAAAUUGUGCAAAGACAGAAUAACUUUGGUGGUCGGCACAAACAUGGAUGGCUCAGAGAAACUCCCUUUGCUUGUUAUUGGAAAAAACAGGAACCCACGUUGCUUCAAAGGUAUAAAAUCAUUGCCUGUGUAUUAUGAAGCUAACAGAAUGGCUUGGAUGACCUCAGAUGUAUUUGAACAGUGGAUGCGCCAGCUUGAUGAGAAAUUUCAAGCGCAGCAACGAAGAGUGGUGAUUUUUGUUGAUUCUUUUCCUUCUCACCCAGAAGUAAAGAACCUUAAGUCUAUUGAGUUAGCAUUUUUCCCAUCAUGUUUAUCUUCCAAAUUUAUAGCUAUGAAACAGGGUGUUAUUCAAAACCUGAAAAUUAAAUAUCGACACUGUCUCAUCAAGAAAUUUUUAAGCUCUGUGGAAGACAGCCGAGAAUUUACAUUUUCUCUACUGGAUGCAGUUGAUAUGCUUCAUCUCUGUUGGCGGACUGUAACCCCAGAGACUAUUGUCAAGAGCUACGAGGAGGCAGGCUUCAAAUUUCAGAAGGGAGAAAGUGACGAGACAAAGGCAGAGCUGGACACGGGGCUGGACUUGGUGGCCCAUGCGAGGGCGGCGGGCGUGGAGUUCCCGGAAGGCCUGUCUGUGGAGGAGUACGCAGCCCUGGACGAUGACCUGGAGGCUUGCGAGGCGGCGCCGGCCGGAGACUCGGUGUGGAAGACAGAAAGUCAGGCAGAUGAAACUGGAUUUUAUGCUUCUGAUGAAGAGGAUGAUGGUGGCUCUCUGGGAACCGAGCCCCCUUCACCAUCGCAAACCGAGGCAGUAACUGCCUUAGAGACUCUUAAACAUUUUCUUAGAAGUCAAGAAGUGCAUGAUGGGCUCCAUAAUUCUUUAGCCGACCUUGAAAUUUUUAUUAACUCUUUAUCAUCUAAGUAACUAUUGAUUGUACAAUAUCUGAGGAGUCAUAGCUUUUCCUGAUGUAUUUUACCAUAAAAGGUAUGUAAAGGGAAAGUACCACUUAAACAUGAAAACUAUCUGUUUAAUCACAGAUGUCUCUGGCCUGAAUAACAGUUUCCUGGGUAGGUUAAGUAAAGAGUAAGUAAGUGAAAUAUAUGAGUUCCAGUUUACCAAGGUUUGGGGGAGUAGUAAAUAUACUCAGAGACCUUGUACUUGAAGCAUAUGUUAGAUACGUCAAAUAAAAAGACUCCCCAUCUAUCUGGUUCAUCCAAGUUGAACUGGUGACUGUAUGUUCUUUUAAGUUAGGACAUGUUUUAGAAUAUUUUAAUUUAUCUACCUCAUCUAAGAUACAAAAUAUCAAUUGCUUGGAUAUUUAUUUUCAUUAAGAUCUGUAUAUUCAAACUAUUAAAUAUCAAGCAUUAAUUUUGAAUUACUUAAUUUUUGUCAUAACCAGCUAAUCUCCCUUAUAAGAAAUUCUGAAAAUAAAUCUGACUCAAUUAUACACCAAAGUGAUUAAAAAUAUGUCUUACUACUUUCCAGUUAUUUCUAGGUAAGAUUUAGUGAAAGACUAUGACAUCAUCAGUUGUUUUUUGUUAUCUGUUAACAGAAGAUACAGAUUCCUCCUGAAUAUUUGUAUAUCCAUGUGUGUGUUUAAUAGAAAAAAUACAUUGAGCUAUUUAUUAAGCUCUUGUGAUAAUUAUAUUUUAAUACAGUAAUUCUUAAAGUAAAUAUAAAAAUAUAUAUAGUUAUUAAAAAGAAAAUAAUGUGGUGGAUCUCUGUGAACCAAAAUUCUUAGUUUUCAGGUUUUCACAGCUGAAGUUUUUAAUCUAUAUUACUGGUUUUCUUGAUUUUGCUGAAUUUUAUUUUCAGGAAGGUCUUGAGUGACCUUUCGAUUUAUUUUGAUGUAUUAAUCCUGU